AAGAAGAUGAAGAUGAUGAUGAAGAAGAAGAUGAAGCUGAAGAUGACGAUGAAGAUCAUGAUGACGAUGAUUGAAUGUUCGACUAUCUUAAAUNUUGUAGCAAAUUGAACUAUCAUUUCAAUAGAGUGAUCCUUCCUUAUUUGAAAUAAUUUGACUAUCUUAACUUUAAUUUGUAGUGAUCCUUCCUUAGUCUUUUCUAUUGCUUCACUUUAUUUGUAAACAUAUUCAAUGCAGUAAUGACAGGAGAAGGUUCAGACCNUCCUGAUAAAGGAAAGGGGGUAGCCAGGCCUAAAAANAGGCAACGGAAGACCGCAAAGUAUGUACUUAGGGUGCCUGAUACACUACCUACCCCUACUUCUGCAGUACACCCUUCCCCUACUCCUGUAGUACACCCUCCCCCUACUCAUACAGUACACCCUCCUCCUCCUACCCCUGCAGUACACCUUCCUCCUCCAACUCCUACAGUACACCCUCUCCUUGAACCUCAUAUUGUACACCCUUCUCCUCUUACCCCUGCAGAAGAGCCUCUUCCUCCCCUUGACCCUACUUCUAUACCUUCCUCAUCUUCUAGACCACCUUCUGAGACUGCCACACCAUUUACUGAUCCAGAUGAAGAUGGUGAUGGUGAUGAUGUUGACCCGCUCCUCCAUGAUCGACCAUGGAUUGAGCCAUAUGGAAAAGGGUUUAUUCCAUCCAGGGUUGCUUCCCAGGCCAUCACAUGAUCAAUUAAGCAACAGUAUUUGACUCCAUGGCCUACUUGGGGAGCAAUACCUAUAGNCGACAGAAAGCCAUUCUGGGAGCGUUUUAAGGUGAACAACACUUUAAACUAAUUAUCAUUCAUAUCUUACCAUGUCUUAAUCAAUGUUUGUUUUGUUCAUCAUUGUAGAUGAAGGUGCAGUGGAAA
This is a messenger RNA of Vigna radiata var. radiata (mung bean), 904 nucleotides long. RefSeq names its product MAGE-like protein 2. Lineage: Eukaryota; Viridiplantae; Streptophyta; Magnoliopsida; Fabales; Fabaceae. The record is from RefSeq and is a predicted model, not a curated record. The coding region runs from base 237 to 722 and encodes 161 amino acids. The transcript is spliced from 2 exons.